ACAGGUAGCCACCAAAACUGGCAGUGUAUCGACAAAUCUUGUCAGCAUUAUACCUGGAUAAUUCUCUCACAUCACGGGAUCAAAAUGGCCGCUUACAAUAUCUGUGUGAUCUCCGUUUUUGUGAUAUUUGGAUUACUGAAUGUUAUAAACGCUCAGAUAAAGAAAGACAUUUCUGUGGUGACUAUCAAGCAACCUCCAUUUUUAUAUAAAGACAGUGAUGGCCAGUACACAGGGUAUUUCAAGGAACUACUGGAAAAUGUUGCGCAAAUUGUUGGCUUUAAUUACACUCUGUAUGAAAGCCCUGACGGCAAAUAUGGCAGCCUGGAGAACGGCUCAUGGACUGGAAUGAUGAAAGAAAUCGAGGAUGGUAAAGCUGAUAUCGGUGGCUUGUUGACAGUUACCCAUGCACGAUCAAUUACUGUCGACUUUUCAUACCCGGUUCAAUAUAUGGAACCAACGAUUGUAAUGAAGAGACCAGCCAUGGACAAACCCUCAUUGCAGGAGAACCUCGCAAAACUUCUAACCCCACUCGAGUUCUCUGUAUGGCUAAUGUCUUUCCUUGCUUUGCUGGUUACCGGCACUGUAUUGUAUAUUAUAUCACAUUUCAAUCCUUACGAAUGGAGGAGAAUGGCUAAAGACCGGGAAGCAACUUUGAGGGAGGCAGAGUCCUUCACAUGUCUUAAUUCGUUCUUUUUUGUUGUGAGCACCUUGAUGUGGCAAGGUUAUGUGCGUGCGCCUCGUUCGGUUGGUGCUCGAGUAGUGGUUGUUGCUUGGUGGUCGUUUACUGUCGUCCUUCUCCUGUCUUACACUGCCAGUCUAACAAACUACCUCCGAUCAGCUCCGGCACCAUUUGCCAUUAAAGGAUAUUCCAAAAUUAGAAGCUUCAGAGAUCUUGCUGCCAAUGAUGAAAUAAGGGUAGGAAUCCUUCCAUAUGGAGCAACAGAGGUUAGAUACAAAACUUCCAAAUCUAUCACAGAUAAGAAAAUAUAUGACAAAAUUGUAAAAGACUGGAUGUUUCAUAAUGAAUCAGGCGAUAUUCCAAACACUUUGGACGAAUUAGAGAGCUACUUGCGGCAGAGAUCGUACUCGGACUAUGCUUUAAUUCUUGAGUCACCAACAGCAAAAUAUAUCACAAACAAAGAACCAUGUGAUCUUUAUAUGGUCCGCGGAAAUGUUAUCACUAGUCAUCAGGCUUUCGGGAUGAAGAAAGGAUUCACGUUGAAAGAGGCUAUAGAUUUAGCUUUACUGAAACUGCACCAUUCAGGAAAACUAGGUGCUAUAGAGCAUAACUGGUUUAGUUCUCAGUGUAAAGAGACAGUCUAUCAAAUGGAUGACGAGGUGCAUUUGCAAACUCCGCCAUUUAAUGCACUUGAUUUAGGAACAUUUUCAUCAGCGCUUCUUAUUAUCGUAGCUGGAAUCGUUCUGGGAGGACUGAUUGCUAUAAUUGAAAUAUGUAUUUACAAAUGGGCAGAAACGCGUGUUGACGAAGAUGAAGUAGAACCUAUCAGUAACCGUAACAGCAAAGUGUAUGAAGCAGAAUCUGGUGAUCGUCUGCUCAACCAGGACAGCAAGAAAGGUGGGGCAACACAAGUGUAAAGGGCGAUAAGGUGCUUUUUCUUAGAUUAUCAAUCAGGCACGAUAACAGAACUGUUGAAUAUUGUGGAGUCGUAAAAGAAUGUGGAUACGCGUUUCAACACAAGACAAAUCAAGGAUUUAUGUCCUUGACAAUUGACAUAAGCAGUAUCAAAUACAUGCAUUGGUUUCACAUUAAUGUUUACACCUAUUGCAGCAUAUCUACCCAUCAGAAGGGCAUGUUUCAGUAUAGUUAUGGAAUUCCUUUUUCCCCUGAUUUUUGAAUUGUUCCUAAAAUACAAAAUUUGGUGUCAGCAUGGAAUGGAGCUGAAACUGUUGAAGAUAGCCCAGUGAAUGGUGUGUGAGGGAGAGUUGAAGUGAUCCCAUCUAGGUAUUUUAUUAAUCUAAUUAUGUCACAGUUUGUGAAGAGCUGUUUCCGGUGCAUAAUUGUUUAUGUGCUAACUUGUAAAGAUAUGACCCCAUCAGAUAGAGCGAUAGAGAUGUUAUGUCGUGCAUUUUAUGUCUUCGACCAUUUGAAAACGUAUAUCAAUUCAUUCUACAUUAAUAUUAUAAUUUUGGCAAAAUGAAUUAAAACAUCAAAAGGAAGUAGUACACUUUAUCAAGAAAGUACUUGAUUUAACAUGUUUAUUUGCUAUUUAGUCAUGUAAGCUGAAUCAAGUAUCAAUAUAGUUUUAUGCGCACAAUUUAGCAGCAUAUAUAUGUAUAUCAUAUAUAUAUGCAAGGGGCCGAAAUUAUACCAAGCAUCAUCUGAUGAGAUGAACAAGCAAUCGUGUUUUCACUGCUAUUUUCUCUGAUGUGCAAGCUUUUGGGCAACUUACAUGCUAACUAGAAACGAACGUACUGUUCUCAGACUGUUUUCAUUUAGCUUUCAUUCAGCAGAACAACAGCAGCUUACAUAGCGCUUCUCCUGCAAUUAUUUUGAUAAUUUUACAAGCUCCCGUCAUUUUAAACUUUAAAUAUUCUGUCAAAUAUGAGGCGGUGAGAAGCUUUAGAAAUCUGAGCAGGCGUCCAUUGGCAAAUACGUAAAAACAUAUAGAAAUAUGCAUGAAUAAUUAAGAAGUAUACAUUUUUUUAUUUUCCUCCAAUAAUGAAGGACAUAAAUAUACAUAUACAUUUUAAAAAUUUUCUUCAUUUGUAUAGAAAUAUGACGAAAGGUCUCUGACAGCAUAUUUUUUGAUGAAUACUCGUUAUGACUGGCAUUGUUUCGUUAACUAAACAAAGACAUAAAUGACUUUAAUUGUACAGCACAAUUUUAUUAGGUUUUUUUGUGUCCUUGCUAAUACUUACAUGGUUAUUGUUCAUUGUUUUGUAUUCCUACCCUCCAUAAUUUCUAGGAAAAAUAUUUUACCAUUUUACAAUGUGUUUUGAAGCAAUGUUAAUGUUUUGAUUACGAAAGCAAAGUAUUGGCUUUGUUGUGUUAAUUUGUUAACAAUAUUAUUUUUCUCUGUAGACGACAUUGUAUUUAUUUUCUUAAUUAAGAUAUUUAGUUAAUAGAAGAAUGUAUGUUGCUGUUUAUUUUUGAAACUACUUCUCUGAACAUACAUAAAUAUUUUUGCAUGUUUUAUUUUGUUUACACAGAGGUAAUGAAAUUACCAUAUGUUACAAAAUAAGUCAGGUAAAGCAUAACUAUGACAUAUAUCAUGAAAGAAAAACUAUUUCCAAUGAAUUUCGUAGUCACAAUGUACAGCUUCCUUACAAGAAACUGUUCAGUUUCAAUACUCAUUUUGAGGCAUUGGUCAGCUUAGGACAAAUAAUUACUGGUAUCCAACAUAUAACUAAAAGUGCCACAUUAAAACGAAACGUUUUACCUGACAUAUCGUUUGGAUGUUAAUGUUUACCUGUUUCAUUAAAUCUUGUUUAAACUUUAUCAUUGCAUGGUUGUUUAGGUAUUCACAAAAUGUUGGUUUUUUUUGCGAAGGCUUUUGAAAGUAGCGAAGACCUUCCCUGUCAAAAGCCACCUGUUUUACAUACAGUACUGUAAGAUAUAUCAUUGCAACUAUCAGCUUUGUGAUAUUUGAUCACUAACUUUUUACAAAAUUUCCGCAGAUAGGUAUAGCACUUCUGUUCACGUUGCAGUAGCAUUUUUCUCUGCGAUGAUAUAAAUUAGCUUGGUUGUUCCCACUGAUAGUGAACUAUUUGGCCAAAGUGUAGCUACUCAUCCAGGUGAGACAUGCACCGACAGUAUACCGUCAUUUGAACGUUUUAAGCGGAAAGAAAAUUAUGUUAGAAGUAAGUGUAUAUUACUGUUUUAAGUACACGUUAUUUCGUCAUCAGACCGCAGAUACAAAAUUCUGUACAGAUUUUGGCUACAGAAUUUAAUUUAUCAAUGAAUAUUUGGUCAUCACCAAAUCCUAAAUUAGGUACAUUUUGUACUGACGAUUAACAGAUGGGAAUGAAUCACUAUCUAGGGAGAAUAACACCGGUUAUAGUCCAUGACGCCUCGAAUAAAGACAGGCUCCUCACCGUGUUUUAAAAGAACAACAGGAUAUUUCUUAUGAAAUGCUUAUCGAGACUUCUCAAGGAAUUUUACACAAAUAAUGCAAAAUUAAUGAAAUCAUGUUGCUGAAUUCACGAGGCCGAUGACGUAACUGUUUUCAAGGGGAAUAACUUCAGCUGUAUGACAAUAUCUAUGUAAGAUUGCAUUAAAGCAAGUGGAGAGUGAUGUGUUUCUUGGUUUGAUUCAUUAAAGUAUAUUAGAUUUAAAUCUGAGAAAAAGUCUACGCUCUUUUUUAAAAGCCUUCGUUUUUUAUCAUUUUCAUUAUUUUUGAAGUUUAAGAGCGUUUUAAACCGUGAAUAUGUUUUUUUUUUGCAAUAUAAUUGUAAGUACUCGUUUCACACACGUGUGUUGUAUUAACCUUUCAUAUCAAAUGAGUGGCUGAAUUGUUGUCAUGGUUCAUGUAAAGUAAACUAGAAACAUACGCGAACAAUUAAUGCAGCAAUGCCACAAGUUUUUAAUAAAUACAAUGAUUCCAAUCUUUA
Messenger RNA from Mercenaria mercenaria, 4572 nucleotides. RefSeq names its product glutamate receptor ionotropic, kainate 3-like. Gene Ontology annotation, cellular component: postsynaptic membrane; plasma membrane. Bases 85 to 1596 code for a protein of 503 amino acids. Gene Ontology annotation, molecular function: glutamate-gated receptor activity; transmitter-gated monoatomic ion channel activity involved in regulation of postsynaptic membrane potential. NCBI's taxonomy places the organism in Eukaryota, Metazoa, Mollusca, Bivalvia, Venerida, Veneridae. The record is from RefSeq and is a predicted model, not a curated record. The transcript has 7 exons. Gene Ontology annotation, biological process: synaptic transmission, glutamatergic; monoatomic ion transport; modulation of chemical synaptic transmission.